Python bivittatus (Burmese python) is the source of this 825-nucleotide messenger RNA. The record is from RefSeq and is a predicted model, not a curated record. NCBI's taxonomy places the organism in Eukaryota, Metazoa, Chordata, Lepidosauria, Squamata, Pythonidae.
AUGCAGGUGGAGCUGGUGCCUGGGGCAGCAAUCCUGUUGGUUCUCGUCCUGCUCACAGUCUUGGCCUUCAGGUUUCACCAAGCAAGAUGCCAGCUCCCCCCUGGACCCAGGCCCUGGCUCUUUCUGGGGAAUCUACUGCGAAAAGAUGCUUUGCCUCUGUAUAAAACCUACCGGAAGCUCACUAAGAAGUACGGUCCGGUUUUUACUAUCUGGCUAGGACCAAAGCCAAUGGUUGUGGUUUGUGGAUAUGAGGCAGUGAAAGAUGCUUUGGUAACUCAUAGUGAAGAAUUUGGUGGACGACCUUCUAUACCCAUCAUUAAUCAACUAACCAAGGGCUAUGGGCUUAUUAGUGAAGAUGUCAAGUGGAGGACCCUGCGUCGCUUUAUGCUUUCCACACUACGGAACUUUGGAAUGGGAAAGAAGUCGAUGGCUGAGCGGAUAUCAGAAGAGGCUCUCUGUUUGGUGGAGAAGAUGGCAGCCUCUGAAGGUCAGCCCUUUGAUUUCAUCCCAGCCACCACAGCUGCUGCUUCUAAUGUCAUGUGCUCUGUUGUCUUUGGGAAUCGAUUCUCUUAUGAAGAUAAAAACUUUAUGGAGCUAUUGGAAACGUUGAAGGCAUUCUUAAAUUUCUUUGUGAGUGUUCCUGGAGUGGUAUUCAGCGCUUUGCCAAAUAUCAUGAAAUUCCUUCCUGGACCGCACAAUAAAGUCUUCUGUGACUGUAACAAGAUCUUUAACUUCAUUAGGAAUAAAGUGGACUCUCACAAGAAGAACCUGGAUCCACAGAACCCUGGGGACUUUAUCGACUGCUUCCUUCUUAAAUUAGAAAAG